AAAGAAACAAUGGCGUUUGCGGCGGCAGCAUUCGACUGUAAAGAAAGCCUCUUGCAAGAGCUGGACUUCGAUCGACCUUGCAGCGCGGCAGUGCCUGGCGAAAGGUGCUGGCUCAACAGCGAUUUGACACAGUGGAACCGAGUGCUGCACCGGCUCGCGUUCGAACUCAUCGAGACAAAGCGAGGCGGGCUGCGCUUUUCUUGGGAGAACAUGGAAAUUGCGCGGGACCCCGACUCCGUGUCUCGCGAUGCGGCAUUCCUUGCUUCACAGCUCCUCUGUCACCACGCCUGCAUCGACGAACUGGAGCUCCGCUGCGUCGCUGACACUGGCCGGUUGGAAACGCCUGCGUUCUUCAUUGUUCUGCGUCCUUCAUCGUCAGCAGGCGAAUCCGUUCGAGUGAUACGCUCGCUGGACGUUUGCGAGAUGCCGUUCGAAGAAGCUCGACGUCAGGGCACGCUCUACACAUUGCAAGGUGUCGACGCCAUCGGCUGUCUCGAAACCCUUCUCUUCCGAAGCCAUGGAUACAAAACCAAGUUCACAUCAGACCUUGGUGCGCUAUUACAGCACAACCGGAACUCCCUCAAAUUUGUGCAUGCUGUGUGCUCCGAGGAAGCGAUGAAUUCUCGGGACCGUCAAAUACAAGCUGCGGGUCAGUCGUUUGAAGGGCUUAACAUUUUUGACACGUUCACUGCCAUAGACGCGAUCCAGCCUCUUUUUAGAGCAUCGACGCAUUUAAGGGAACUGACCGUGAACGUCCACGGAAGUGAGCUUGCGGUAUUUGCUGAAGCCGUUACGACAAUCAAAACUUUGGCCAAGCUGUUUGUGCUGUUACAUAAGUCUACCCCCGCAGUCCUGUUUGAUGUGCUCAAAGUUAACUCAACGUUGAACUGGCUUUGUGUGACAUUUUCACUCUUAAGUCCAGACUGCGAACGGGCACUGGCAUCUGCGCUGCGCACGAACGCGACCCUCCGACACCUGGAACUCUCCAAUUUUCAAUGUACGUCCAGCCUGGUGGAUCUGGCAGAGGCACUGUCGGACAAUUCCACCCUCGAAUUUCUGGAAUUGAACACUUCCUCCCUGCAGAUAACAACAAUCGCAGCGCUGUGUCGUGCACUUAGUACAAACAAGACGCUGAAGACGUUGGCGCUCAGACUAAGGAGUGGAUUCGGCACCCACGAUGAAAGGGCGGCCUUGGCGGACGAGCUGACCCACAGCGGAAGCUACAGUCGCAUCUGUGUCCCGUUGGCAGAGCCAGACUUGCCAGGCUUGACAGUGAUAUUGGCCUCCGUUACGGCGUGCCCCCAGGAGCUUGACUUCAGCAAUAUCUGGCAUUUUAAGAACGACCUGCUUAUUUCUCUCUUCGACGCCGUCGCUACGAGCUACGUUAGCUCUCUGAGGGUCAUUGUGCCGAAUGACCCUGGUGCAAAGGGUGUUCUCUUCUGCAAAAUGCUCAAGAAGGUCGGAAACCUUCGCUGUAUGGACCUCGUUUGUCGGGAGCUGUUUGCUCGAAAAGUAUUACGCGCUGUUGCAUUAAACAGCAGCAUUGACAGAUUGAUCAUCAGUAUCGUAGACCCGGUGUAUUUGAGAACUGCUGAGGCGCUCUCGUACAUGCUCGCUCACAACGAGUCGUUGACCGAAGUCAGCGUAGACACUGCGAAAAACUGUUUCGGUGAAAGUGCAGCGAGAGGAAUUGCUCGCGCACUGUCUCAAAACAGGCGCAUCACGCACCUUUCGUUACCGUUCGCGUUCAGAACUGACAGCAGCGACAGUUUCGCCAUCUUGGAGGCACUGCGGAACAACCACCGCGACCUUCACCGCGCGAUACAUUUUGCGAUUCUUCCCACGGCAGACAGGCUGUGCGCAGAGGCUUUCGAGCUGUUCUGUGGAAGCCCCGUUUUCCGCCGCCAAUUGGUCGCGGUUGGCGGCGCGCCGCAAGCAGAGGUGACACGGAUCUUGAACUCUGCUCGUAACUACUUGUUAGACAACUACCUCGUCAUCGCUGGCGUGGUGCGGCAGAACGUCGUGAGAUGUCACCCUUCGAGUGCUGCCACUCAGGCAGAUGCGCUCACAAACGACUGCUGGCGAGCGAUUGCGCGAUACUUGAAGGUAUCUGACGUGAUUCUGAACUGA
Messenger RNA from Dermacentor silvarum, 2130 nucleotides. RefSeq lists its product as uncharacterized. The record is from RefSeq and is a predicted model, not a curated record. NCBI's taxonomy places the organism in Eukaryota, Metazoa, Arthropoda, Arachnida, Ixodida, Ixodidae. The transcript has 2 exons. Bases 10 to 2130 code for a protein of 706 amino acids.